Messenger RNA from Ostrea edulis (European flat oyster), 2751 nucleotides. RefSeq lists its product as uncharacterized. The coding region runs from base 1609 to 2172 and encodes 187 amino acids. The record is from RefSeq and is a predicted model, not a curated record. The transcript is spliced from 2 exons. NCBI's taxonomy places the organism in Eukaryota, Metazoa, Mollusca, Bivalvia, Ostreida, Ostreidae.
CAUUUAUAUUCAUGCAAGAGUAUGCGCACACUGUUUUACGUGGGACGCAAUUCGGUAGAUCUAGAAACACACUUCUAAAAGUUUUAGAGUGCAGGAAUAAUCAACCUCUAUUCUAUUCAUGAAUUUAACAUUUUACGAAAACCAUAAACAACGUACCUAGUACGUACACGUGUACAAAUAGAAACCUAAAUAAAGCACACACAUGUACAUAUAGCGAAUAAAUAUAAUCUUAUGUUGAUUUCUUCAGCAAAUUGCCUCCGAGUGUUCGCCUUAUCUGGAAAUUAACAAAUUUAGUGUUUAUACAAAUUGAUACAAAAAUACGUGUAUUCAGACAAAACGCGCUGUACCCCUCGGACAUUCACAAAACACUCAAUUAAGGGUGCGAUAGUGAAUACUUUGUGUCUGUUAGCAGUGUAGGAGCACUUUAAACACUAUGGGGAAGUCGUUCGAGUUCGGGGCUUUGCAGUUCAAAUCGACAGAUUAGAUGAACUACUGAGUACAUCUGUAUUGUCCGUGUCUACUUGAAUGUGCUGUAUGCUGCCUGGAGAAUUGUUCACUUGUUCGGAUUCAUUAUGUCGUAUAAUUGAGGGCGUUUUGUUCUGCAAUGUCAACACUUUAUAAACAGUUAAUUUUCGUGUAAAAGUAUUUCAAUCCAUAUGGCCGAUUUCAGAAUAGCAAUAUUAUGAAUUUGUUUGAUGGAAAAGACACAGAAAGUCUUUUAAGAUAUAGUUUUUAAUUAAAUUUUACAGCACUGAACAAUCAGUCCAUCCUGAGUACUACUACAAUAAGUUGUAAGUUGUGAACUCGAGCAACUUUACCAUAAAGUUUAAGUGCUCUGAAGAUCUGAAAAGAAACCAGGUUUUAUCACAAUCGCAUUGAGGUAUUGUAAAUACCAGUUCCUUAUAGUACGUUUAUUUUUUAUCUAAAUGAACAUAAUUUCAUAUCAAUUGAUGGGAACCUAUCACUGUCAAAAUCUACAGAAAGCAGGUGAUCUUGGCUUGUCAGAAUGUUAAAAGGUUUCACAGAAUCCCGUCAGAUGAAAAGUUUUAUGUCUAAACGUCCAUUAGCAUGCCGCUGAUUUAAAUGGGGGUACUGCGGACUUUGAAGCACCGAUUGUCCACCUUUAAAUAUACGGUAGGUGUCCCUUAGGUGAGGAAUUCCGCGUGAAACGUAAAAUGUGUCUGAAAUGGAAAAGUUGUUUGGCACUUAAGAUAAAUUAUAGAGCUUUUGUUUGGUCAAGCCUAUUUAGUUUUCGAUAUGAUUGACAUAUGUACAAUAAAAUCUGCGUUGAAAAUAAUUCAUUUGUCAUUAAACAUUCUUGAAAACCCUGUGUUAUAAUUUAUAAAAAUGAUAAAGUUGAACCGAGAUGUAUGUUUACUCAGCCGUGUGGAAACUCCUAAUAAAUUCAGUAAACGUAAAUUUUACUGAUCGAAUAGGGGCAUAAAAACCGCAUAAUAUCCGCGAUUAAAUGGAUGUUACGAAUAGCGUUAAAUGCAUGUGAUCUGUCUUGUUUAAAUAAAUACAUCUCUUCUCCGGGAUCGAAACUUUCUAACCAGAUUUAGGAGAUCUUAUUACGGUAGUGGAAAGUUCCUUGAUUCUAUACCGAGAAUGGAUUCAGAUUCUUCUGUGAAUCGAAUAACACAGGCUCUAUCACGGCUAAAAUCAGACCUGGAAGACAUUCGUAGCCAAGAUGUAAAACUAAUGAAACAACUUCUGGCAAUAAACAAUGCAAUAUCUUCCAUAACCAGUCCAAGAGCAAGAAAUCCAAUCGCAAGGAGUGCUACUUUUAGUUGUUCUGGAAGGAAACGCCCAACUCUCAAAUAUUCAAAGAAAAGAGCAUGUGACGAUGUCAUGUGUAAUCUCAAAAACCCAUUGGUCAGGUAUGGUAGUGAACCUUUGGUGAUCGACGACGAAAUCGAUAAUAAUAGUUCUCAAGACUCUAUGCCGGAUCUGAAUGCUGAAUCUACACCCACAUUUCCUCUGUCGUCGUCUUUCAAUGGAAGAGGGAGUUCUAUACCUUUGAUGAGUUCUUUGUCAGAGGAAGAGGAAUUAGAUGAUGCGAAAUAUCAUGGGAUUCUUAUGAAAAAUAUUAAACUUUGGAAACAGUCAAAGAAAUUUAAGGAAAAACCGGGUACUUCUGUUGCAGAUAUACAUGUAGGGGGUGGAACUUAAUUUAGAACAAAUUAAGGCUCAGCAAUAUUGUGAAAACAUUUGAAUCGUAUUUCAUUAUAGCCAUGCUUCAUUUGAUUGCGUAUGAUGUACAUAUAGAAAGUCCUUACUAUGUUUGUCUAUUUUCAUUCAAGUUUAAAAGUUAACUUGCUAUCACUUCCUUAUAUGCGCCAUAUGGACACGAUCUUCAACGUCACGCUUUUUGCAGCAUUCUCUUGUUUCCGUGGAAAUUUAAUAUGUUCAUUCAAAUCUUAAAGGAAUACGCGAAGUAUAACUGAAAAUAAAACUUUAUACCGGAUACAAACGAUGCGUUGUACAUAUGCUAAUGGUUUAGUCGUGGGAAAAUACUGAAUGAAUGCAAAUUCGUCCUAGUCCUUCGCUCAUUACGUAACAGACGAACAGAAGACAAAUAGUGAAUCAUAAUUCUGGUCAUAAAUAUAAGUCAAAUGCAGGGAACCGUCUCUAAGGUCUCUCACUUUCCAGAUUAGACACCGAGUGUUUACUUUUAAGUCGCACAGGUAUCUUCCUGAGUCAUGAGAUUUAUGCAGGUGUAAAAUAAAAUGAUCUCAACAUUUGAACAAA